GUCCUUCCCUCAUUCAAGCAACCAGCAUCAGAUGAGAUAAGUCCCAAUUCCCAAGAAGCAAACAAAUCUGAGAAUAAAAUAGAAAUUUUUGUGAGCUGAUCUAAGGCAACUCUUUUUCAAAAAAAAAAAAAAAAUUGAUCUUUUACAUGUGUCGAUUCAAAGGUUGUGGUGUCAACCUUCAAUUCAUCUGGCAAAUUUAGCCAACAUCUCUGCAAAUUUUAUGCGAUUAUCAAACAAAUACUAGGCGGUGUAUCAUCCGUGUAUGUAUCAACUUUCUAUAAAUUCUUCCAAAAAAAUGUUCCGUUUUCUUCCUUGUAAUUUCAUCUUCUAUUGAGUAUCACACACAAAAAAAAAAAAGAGAUUUAUUAGUGAAAAUGUUGAUGGGUCUUUUGAGCAUACAAUCUAUAAUGGAUUUAGUAGUAGCAGGUAUUUCAUUGAUGAUUGGGCUUGGGAUUUUCACCUUCAUUGCAUCGGUUCUUUGUUCUGCUGCCUUUUUUCAGCAUGCUAAAGAUGUAAAUGCCUAAUUUUGUCAAUGCCCAUUUCAAAAUCAGAAAUUAACAGAUGUGGAUCACAAUGGCAAAAACCAACAAAAAAAGGGGUCUCAGCUGUAAAGGGAAAAAUAAAAAAAUCAACCUCCUUUUGAAAUAAAGAGUUAUCAUGUGUGGAGUAGCCCCGAAAACUGUCACACACAUGGUGUUUGAAUGCCAUGAAGGUAAGCUCCUUUGGUGGUGCUCUCCUUUGAGAAUUGAGAUCAAUGAACAAACUUCGAGUUCAAUUGAAAGGGGGGGGGGGGGAAGAAUGGCAAACUUAUGCAAGGAAGAACGCUCCUGGGAAAUAAUAUUAUUGACAUCAUGGCAACUGUGGUACAUGAGGAAUCUAUGGAUGUUCGAGGGAAGAAAGAUUGAUCCUCCCCAAGCGCUAAACAAAAUAAUGAGCCAGUUGAAUGAAUUUGAAAUGGCUCAAGAAUGUGAAGCUACUACCCAGGAGGCACAUGACCCUAGAGAUCUGAACUUAGUGUGGUAUCCUGCAAGGGAUGGCAUGACUAAGCUGAAUACGGAUGCUGCUCUCACCAAGCAAGGAAAGGUCGGCAAAGGCAUGGUGGUGAGAGAUUUGGGAGAUAUAUUGAUGGUUGCGGGGGAGCGUGCGUGCAACACAGAGGAAGAGGAGGCUGUUGAAGCUGAAGCUGUUGCGCUCUUGUUUGGCCUGCACCUAGCUUUUGAAGCUGGAUUUAGUCUAGUGGAAGCUGAGGUGGAUUGCAGCAAGUUGGUGGCUCUAAUCUUGGGGAAGACGCUCUUAGGCCUUCUAUGGUGAUUGCGAAUGAUGUUAAAUCUCUAGCAAGUAGUUUUGUAGUUUGUUCUUUUGGUUCUAAUAGAAGGUCUUGUAAUAAGGUAGCUCAUGCCAUGGGCAUGGCUAACCUACUCUUUUGAGGAGAAGCUAGUGUGGGAUGGAAGAAAGUCCUAUGGACAUCCUUCUGUUUGUAGUGGCGGGCAAAUUCAUUGAAUGAUAAUUGCUAGCUGCUUUUCUCGUCAAAAAAUAAAAUAGAGUUUUGAUGGUUGGAUAUUACUAUAAACUCAAAAUAUGCAAUUGUAAUGUGUAUGGAACUGUAUAAUAUGCUACAUUAUACGUGUUUGAUGGUUGAAUAUACAACCUGAACUUGAAAUGUGCA
This is a messenger RNA of Beta vulgaris subsp. vulgaris (sugar beet), 1666 nucleotides long. RefSeq lists its product as hypothetical. The record is from RefSeq and is a predicted model, not a curated record. NCBI's taxonomy places the organism in Eukaryota, Viridiplantae, Streptophyta, Magnoliopsida, Caryophyllales, Amaranthaceae. The transcript has 2 exons. The coding region runs from base 375 to 524 and encodes 49 amino acids.